AUGUCGUACACAGGUCCUAUGUCGCUCAUGGCCGGCCAUGACAUCAACUACUGCUCUAUGUCAGGAAUGCUAUCCACCUUUGGUCGCGCUGGAAAGAACCCACAUUUCCCGGGGAAUCUGGCAGCUGAUUUUGCCGGUGGUAGUAUGAUGGCGGUCAAUGGCAUCAUGAUGGCUCUGUUUGAGCGCAGCUCCUCUGGCAAGGGUCAAGUAGUGGAUGUGAGCAUGCGUAUGUUUGUAUGGUUUGCCCCAUGA
This is a messenger RNA of Sphaeroforma arctica JP610, 252 nucleotides long. RefSeq lists its product as hypothetical. Bases 1 to 252 code for a protein of 83 amino acids. The transcript is spliced from 3 exons. NCBI's taxonomy places the organism in Eukaryota, Ichthyosporea, Ichthyophonida. Gene Ontology annotation, molecular function: alpha-methylacyl-CoA racemase activity. Gene Ontology annotation, cellular component: mitochondrion. The record is from RefSeq and is a predicted model, not a curated record. Gene Ontology annotation, biological process: bile acid metabolic process.